Molecule: messenger RNA, 2040 nt
Organism: Eurytemora carolleeae
Lineage: Eukaryota; Metazoa; Arthropoda; Copepoda; Calanoida; Temoridae
Product: organic cation transporter protein
Exons: 18
Coding region: 73-1458 (461 amino acids)
Biological process (GO): transmembrane transport
Cellular component (GO): membrane
Molecular function (GO): transmembrane transporter activity
Source: RefSeq, a predicted model, not a curated record
UCUGAUUUGAUUUGAUUUGAAUAGAAAAAUGUAAAAAAUAAAAAAGCAAAAAGAGUUUUUUUCCUCCACGCAAUGACUGGAACAACGACUCCAACUAAAUUUGAGGACCUGCUGGAACUGAUUGGAACUAAGGGAAGAUGGCAGUACAGAACCUUCUUCUUCCUCUGGAUAGAGGGGAUUAUCAUUGGGUUUCAUCAUCUUUCCUCAGUAUUUCUUGGAUAUACUCCGGGUUUCUGGUGUUCUGAUCCAGAUAUAUCCUACCCUGGCUCCUGGACACCAGACCAGAUAAAGAACUACACUGUACCUGUGGAUUCUGGCGGGAAAUUUGAAACAUGCUUCAUGUACAAUCUUACAGGGGUAAACAUCAACUCAGACUUCAGUACGGCAAUGAUUGAGCGUGUAGGAGGUGUGAAGGGGUGCUCUAACUAUGAAUACAAUAAGGACAUGGGAAUCACUAUCGUGUCUGAAUGGGACUUGGUGUGUGACAGAACAGCUUUGCUUUCAACAGUUCAAGGAAGUUACAUGGGAGGAGUAUUUGUUGGCUGCAUAUUCUGGGGUUGGUGUAGCGAUAAAUUUGGUAGAAGGCCGAGUAUUCUCGUAUCCUGUCUCUUCCAGAUCUUCAGUAGUGUCGCUGCAGCAUUCUCCGUUAACUACAUUAUGUUCAUAUUCUUCAGAUUUUUCGUUGCGUUUUCCGUAUCAGGAGUGUUCGAGUGUGGUUUUGUUCUUGUUACUGAGAUUGUUUCUGCAGAGCUGAGAACUCCCUUCGGUAUCAUGACACAGUUUCCGUUUGGGAUUGGAGCAUCACUUCUACCUUUAGUUGCGUAUUUCAUCAAGGAUUGGCAACCCCUGCAGCUAGCAAUAUCCAUCCCUUCCAUCCUUCUUGUAACCUACUACUGGUUUAUUCCGGAGAGUCCUAGAUGGCUUGUCUCAGAAAACAGGUAUCCUGAAGCACUGCAGGUACUGAAGGAAGCGGCGAAAAUAAAUGGAAAUUCUCUUCCAUCUGAUGAAGAGAUGUUGGAUCUACUAGAAAAUAUUGCAAAAGAAGAACAAAUCAUCGAACCUGCCACAAAAACAUCCAAGGAGAAGGUUGAGCAUGUUUUUAAAGAAAUGAUUGCACUCUUUAAGACCCCUGAAAUGAGGAAACGAACUCUAAAUAUCUAUUUCUCCUGGAUGGUGGUUGCUGGGGUGUACUAUGGUUUAUCCUUUAAUACUAAGAACAUUGGAGGUGAUAUCUAUAUAUCCAAUUUUAUUGCUGGGAUGGCUGAAGUAGUGGCCUGUGUUCUCAUUAUUCCAGCUUUAAACCGGUUUGGUCGAGUUAAAUGCUACAGUGGAACUUUCCUGAUCGGUGGGCUAGCUUGUAUAGCUGUAGCGGUCAUACUCUGGACUACAGAUGAAGGGUCCCUGGUAUGGUUGAUUAUAACUCUAAGUAUAAAGAUGAAGGGUCCCUGGUAUGGUUGAUUAUAACUCUAAGUAUAUAGAUGAAGGGUCCCUGGUAGGGUUGAUUAUAACUCUAAGAAUAUAGAUGAAGGGUCCCAGGUAAGGUUGAUUAUAAUUCUAAGUAUAUAGAUGAAGGGUCCCUGGUAUGGUUGAUUAUAACUCUUAGUAUAUAGAUGAAGGGUCCCUGGUAGGGUUGAUUAUAACUCUAAGAAUAUAGAUGAAGGGUCCCAGGUAAGGUUGAUUAUAACUCUAAGAAUAUAGAUGAAGGGUCCCUGGUAUGGUUGAUUAUAAUUCUAAGUAUAUAGAUGAAGGGUCCCUGGUAUGGUUUAUUAUAACUAAGUAUAUAGAUGAAGGGUCCCUGGUAUGGUUGAUUAUAACUAAGUAUAUAGAUGAAGGGUCCCUGGUAUGGUUGAUUAUAACUCUUAGUAUAUAGAUGAAGGGUCCCUGGUAUGGUUGAUUAUAACUUUAAGUAUAUAGAUGAAGGGUCCCUGGUAUGGUUGAUUAUAACUCUAAGUAUAUAGAUGAAGGGUCCCUGGUAUGGUUGAUUAUAACUCUAAGUAUAUAGAUGAAGGGUCCCUGGUAUGGUUGAUUAUAACUCUAAGU